Molecule: messenger RNA, 633 nt
Organism: Orussus abietinus
Lineage: Eukaryota; Metazoa; Arthropoda; Insecta; Hymenoptera; Orussidae
Exons: 5
Coding region: 1-633 (210 amino acids)
Source: RefSeq, a predicted model, not a curated record
AUGUCGGACAGAGACUCCUCUCGAGCAGCGGACUCCCUGAAGAGGCGAGGAACGCUGUCGGAUUUUCGGAUCGUCGCCGGGUUGCACCUCCUCCUGGCUCUGGCGAGCUCGACAGAAGUUUGGGGCAACUCCUCGAAGACGAGCCUCGAGAUCGCGAGGGUGCUGUCGAGGCAGAAGAGGUACCUGAUCUUCCCUCGAGGUAGCAACGUGCAGCUGGUAUACUGUCUGACGAUCGCAGCAUUCCCACGGGACGGCGACCUGGUGCUGGGUCUGACAGCAGCCCUGGCCUGGGAGCUGCCCUCCGAGGUCGACCCCGGGUCACCCACGUCCCUGAAGAGGCGGAGCAGGAGCGUCCUGUUCCCGAAAAUCGAGGCUUUCCUGCAGGCAGCCGGCCUCGACGGAAGGUCUUGCCUGAUGAAGGCCCUUUGUGAAGCAGACCGCCGAGACGAGGCGGAAAUUGGGAGCGGUACCUUUCUCCAGGAACUGCUACACGCGGUCUUCGCCUUGCCGAAGGACGGAGGGAAGUUCGAAAGUCCCGAGCACCGGGUUUACGAUUAUGCGCACGAGACAAAGGAGAACUGUGCGGCGCAAUAUCGGACAUGCGAGCAUUCCAUUUACAAGGUGGACCUUUAG